AUGAGUGAAUUACAAACAGGCCGGCCAGGUUCGUCUGCAGGAAGACUCAAUGAUCCAACGAUUGUUGAAAUAAAACCACGUCAGCAUGAUAAUGGCAAACCCCAGCCUGAACCUGAAUGUGCUCCAAAACUUCCCCCAAAAGGCGAUGACCAGCCGCAAAAUGGGGAACCCCCAGAUGCAGACAAUAGGCAUGGAAAUGUUUCUAUAGAAAGGGCACCAGCUCGCGGGGUGCCAGAUAGACACCCGUAUGAUCAGGGAAUCAGAGUAACCCACGUUUGCUGUGAACCAGAGCCUCCUUCGAUGAGCAGCGCGUGGUUCUCGUCUCGCCGCUCCAACAGGUCCCGUGAACAGGCAAUGGAGCAAGAAAUCCACCAGCUACGAUCAGAGGUUGGGCGCCAGCGACAGGUCAUUACCGAACUGCAGGAAGGCAAUGCAUUCACAAAGGACGAAAAUUUCCAGCUCCGUGGGAAAAUCCGAGAACUCAAUGGCUUGAUCCGUCGAACACAAGAGAGAGCAUUCGGAGAAAUCAGCCAGGGAAAAUGGGCCUCACAGCCUGACCGAGAUAUUCGUGAUGACUUGUCAUUAUUUCAACGUGAACUGAGGGACUGGAGCAAGGAGUAUGCUCUAGAUUCCAUAUCCACACUACAGGCGUUGAAAAUGAGUGAGGAAGAGAAGGAAGAGUUCCUGUGCAACUUAAGCAAGGUUGUUACGCUCAGCGAUAGUGGAAGUAUCCCGGCGACGCUGCGUUCAGGGAAAAUGGAACGCAAAUUACCAUCGAUUCUGCUAAACGCUCUGGUAGCCCAUGAUGUUUAUACUCAGGUCUUUGAUGAUCCUUUCUAUUUUCUUGGACAGAGCAAUGGCUCGGAUGAUCAGGACUGCUCGGUCGAUGGAACACCCCUCGUGAACGAGACUCUAAAUAAGGUCUAUGCCGAGCUCAUGAAUCUGGAUGAGCGAGAAGCUCAUAUCUGGAGAUCACAGCUGGUUCGGAUAUACAAUCCGCCAGAGGGAGGAAUUCUCACCGAGAAAGAUAAAUUAGCUACCAAAAAGAUGCAUUUCCGGGUUGAACGCUGUAGCGAUUAUUUUGCAACCAUCUUCCACACCGGACCGGCAAGACAUCUCUUUCGGAAACUCCCUAGUGACAGGGAAACGGUUCGCCUCGAUAAACUCCGGGACAUCUUCAUGGACGCUGGCGAGUUAUCAUCCAGACUUUGGACUCAACGGUCGUACAUGAAGAGCCAGAAUCUCCCGUCGUUAAAGUUGGAACCGUUUAAGGUCUCUUCUCCAUCCAUGGAAGCCCAUCCCUCCCAGGGGCUAGAUGAUGACGAAGAUAGCAAACUAGAUGGCUCGCGGGUAGAGGUAGUCGUCCACCCUGCCAUCCUCGCCUUUGGGAAUGACGACUGUGAGAACUACCAUAUCGCCCGUGUCUGGGCAAAGGCUGUGGUUUUGCUGAGGGGGUCAAGAUGA
Messenger RNA from Microsporum canis CBS 113480, 1464 nucleotides. RefSeq lists its product as hypothetical. The transcript has 2 exons. The coding region runs from base 1 to 1464 and encodes 487 amino acids. Lineage: Eukaryota; Fungi; Ascomycota; Eurotiomycetes; Onygenales; Arthrodermataceae. The record is from RefSeq and is a predicted model, not a curated record.